This is a messenger RNA of Dromiciops gliroides (monito del monte), 2667 nucleotides long. It is a transcript of the gene CCN3, whose product is annotated as cellular communication network factor 3. Lineage: Eukaryota; Metazoa; Chordata; Mammalia; Microbiotheria; Microbiotheriidae. Gene Ontology annotation, cellular component: extracellular matrix; extracellular region. Gene Ontology annotation, molecular function: heparin binding; integrin binding. Gene Ontology annotation, biological process: signal transduction; cell adhesion. The record is from RefSeq and is a predicted model, not a curated record.
CUAUAAAUAUGAGCCUUGCGCGUGAGAACCAGAGGAAAAAGGACCGAGUGGGUUUUAAAAAUAAUAAUAAUAAAGUUGAGAGAGAGACAGACAGACUGAGGCAGAGAGACAGAGACAGAGGCAGAGAGACAGAGACAGAGAGACAGAGAGAAUCAUUGCAAGAAAUCCUAAACGAGGACCAUGCAGUGUGGGCUACUGCCCCCAAGAGGGAUGAGCCUCCGGAGGCUGCGGAAGCAGUGUCUGUGCCUCAGUUUCUUGCUCCUUCUUCUACUGAAUAAGGUCGUUCCAACUCAGAGUUGCCCGUCUCCGUGCCCGGGCCGAUGCCCAGCCCAGCCACCUACCUGCGCCCCCGGGGUGCCGGCUGUGUUGGACAGAUGCUCCUGCUGCCUGGUAUGUGCCCGCCAACGCGGGGAGAGUUGCUCCGAGUUACUGCCCUGCCAGGAGAGCAGCGGCCUCUACUGUGACCGCAGCGCCGACCCGAGAGCUGAAGUUGGCAUCUGCAUGGUUCUAGAAGAAGACAAUUGUGUGUUUGAUGGCAUAAUUUACCGAAGUGGUGAGACCUUUCAGCCAAGCUGUAAAUAUCAGUGCACCUGCAGAGAUGGGCAAAUAGGCUGCAUUCCUCGAUGCAACCAUGACCUGCUGCUUCCUCGACCUGACUGUCUUCCAAGGAAAGUGGAAGUUCCAGGAGAAUGCUGUGAGCAGUGGGUUUGUGACCCAAAGGAAGAAGUGACUUUGGGAGGCCUUGCUCUACCAGCUUACAGACAAGAGGCCACACUGGGGAUUGGUGUGUCUGACUCAAGCCUCAACUGUAUAGAGCAAACUACAGAAUGGAGUGCAUGUUCCAAAAGCUGUGGGAUGGGAUUUUCUACUCGGGUCACCAAUAGGAAUCGCCAUUGUGAGAUGAUGAAGCAGACUCGUCUUUGCAUUGUAAGGCCCUGCGGACAAGAGGUUGAACAUUCCAUUGAAAAGAAAGGAAAAAAGUGUCUCCGCACUAAGAAGUCCCUUAAGGCCAUCCACUUACAAUAUAAGAAUUGCACUAGCACCCAGACAUACAAACCCAGGUACUGUGGCAUCUGCACUGAUGGCCGGUGCUGCACUCCGCAUAAUACCAAAACUAUCCAAGUGGCAUUUCAUUGUCCCCAAGGACAAAUUGUCAAGAAACCUAUGAUGCUCAUCAGUACCUGUGCCUGUCACACCAACUGUCCCCAAAGCAAUGAUGCCUUCCUCCAAGUGUUUGAACCCGAGACUAGAAGAAUGAAGACAUAAGUUGUGUAGGACAGGCAACGUGCCAAUGGAAAGAAAAUAUUUGGGAAUAAGACAAAGCAUGACUCAUUCAUUUGAAUAUAAGAGUAAUGGGUUAAAGAUCUUCGACUUUGCCUCUGCCUCAGCAUGUAUGUAACAUGUAGCUAGCUGGCUUAUUUUGUGUUAUCUUAAAGGAAGAAGAAAUUUAGUAAAUAAAGCAAGGAGUCUAAGUGGCAUAAAGGUAAGUCAAAGAUAGGGUUCAGUGAUAGGUUAAUUUUAUAUGAUUCUGUUUAAACCAAUUAAAAGCACUAUAAUUAUAACAAACAGCUCUGUACUUUGUCUUGGUAUGCUGUAUACUUUUAUGAUACUAUUCUUUUGCCUUUGAGUAGAAUGUUAGGUACUCAUCUCAAAAUGUUUCAAAUGAUAGGAUUAUCCCAGAAUGACACCAACCAUCUCACUGUACAACUGCAUUGUUGUAGAGUCACAUUUUGACUUAAGGGUACACUGCUAUUUAUCCAUCUACAUCCAAAAUGUGGGGAGCAUUUAAUAAAGCAAGAUCUAAGCUAGCAUGGGAGAUAGCUCUGAUACUGUAUGUCUUUAAGUCAGAACAGAGACAAUUCAUCCAUUUUGACAUGUAUUGCACACCAUAAGUUGGAUAGUAGAUCUCUUAGUGGAGUAACUGAUACCUAAAAGCUAAUUUGUCUGGCAUUACAGGUCACAAUAAGCCCUGUUGCAUUUCAAACUCUUUACAGUAAAGAGGAAAAGCAGAAUACUAGCAGGAGGUAACCUCUCCACAGAGGCUAAUGCUCCCUUCAAAGAGCUUCCAGUCCUUUCCACACAUUCAUCUUCUUUGCCAUUUUGAAGCAUACUUUAGCUGUCUGUAUUGGUUUUAAGUGCACUUAAAACUGAAUUUCAGACACAGAAAUAAGCAAUUGCUAUGGUGGGGUUAUAAACUACCAGAAAGGCAUGAGAUCCCAAAUUUGGGAUUAAUGUUGCUAUGACUUAUUAAACUGUAUCCAUAAUAUUGUUUUUUGUCUUUUAUUUUUGGCUGGGCAAUGAGCUUUAAGUGACUUGCCCAGGGUCACACAGCUAGUUAAGUGUCAAGUGUCGGAGACUGGAUUUGAACUCAGGUCCUCCUGAAUCCAAGGCCAGUGCUUUAUCCACUGUGCCACCUAGCUGCCCCCUAACCCAUAAUAAAACACCCUAUAAAUAAGAUUUAUGUGUACACAUGUAUAUCCCUAUGAGUCUGCAAGAUAAGCUAUACAAUUAAAUAUGUAAAUUCCUUUUGUUUUGUGCAUUGAACUUGUUUCCUUGUUAUGUUAACAAAGCAUUAAUGUAUAUAUAGAAAUUGUAUAUUUUGUAAAAUAUCCUUUUUUUAUUUUUCUGUACUUGUCAAACAUACUGAAUAAACAAGUUUUGAAAGUG